This is a messenger RNA of Chaetura pelagica (chimney swift), 1469 nucleotides long. It is a transcript of the gene RSC1A1, whose product is annotated as regulatory solute carrier protein, family 1, member 1. NCBI's taxonomy places the organism in Eukaryota, Metazoa, Chordata, Aves, Apodiformes, Apodidae. The record is from RefSeq and is a predicted model, not a curated record. The transcript is spliced from 9 exons. The coding region runs from base 576 to 1469 and encodes 297 amino acids.
ACCCUUUUGAUCUGGAGGCACAGGCCAAGAUAGAAGAAGACAUAAGGCAACAAAACAUUGAAGAAAAUAUGACGAUAGCAAUGGAAGAGGCUCCUGAGAGCUUUGGCCAGGUGGUGAUGCUGUACAUCAACUGCAAAGUCAACGGACAUCCAGUGAAAGCCUUUGUUGACUCAGGUGCCCAGAUGACCAUCAUGAGCCAAGCUUGUGCUGAAAGGUGCAACAUAAUGAGGCUGGUAGAUCGACGGUGGGCUGGCAUUGCCAAGGGUGUAGGGACUCAGAAAAUCAUUGGCAGAGUGCACUUAGCUCAGGUGCAGAUUGAAGGGGAUUUCUUGGCAUGCUCCUUCUCAAUCCUUGAAGAGCAGCCCAUGGACAUGCUUUUAGGACUGGAUAUGCUGAAGAGGCAUCAGUGUUCGAUUGAUCUCAAGAAGAAUGUACUAGUGAUUGGCACCACUGGUUCCCAGACCAGUUUCCUCCCAGAGGAACGUCAGAAGCCUUGAUGCAUGUAGUGUGUGUUUACUGCAGCUGGAGUGGGCCACAGACCAGAGAAUAGUGACAAAGAAACUACCUCACUGGGAAUGCCCUCAUUACCAGCUUCUGAUGGGUUUCAAAAUCCAGUCCAGUCUUCAGGACUCAAUUCCAAGAUCUGUAAUCCUGAAAAUCAAUUACUUGAUCGUUCUGUCUCUGCCCCUGCUUCAAUUUGCUCAUCUGAAUCUAGCUGCACGGAGCCCAUUGAUCCUAGAGCCAUCAAGUCCUUUGAGUCUCCAACUGAAUCCCAGAUAACCCCAGAAAAAGAAUAUUCUCUCUUAUUACAGCAUCUUUCUAAUAAUGCUUCCUUGGCAAAUAACAACCCUUCUCCCCAGACAGGGGGAGAAUCCAAUCCAGCUUGCCUUUUACAGAAGACACUCAAAGAAACAUUUAUUGCUGACAGUCUAAAGGAAUGUAACACUGAAGAGCUAGACUAUGGGGAGCAGAAGAAGCAGGCUGAGAGCAAAAGUGUGCCUGACCUGAACUCAGAGACCUUUUCCAUGGAGGUGGAGUCUCUGAAGUCUGCUUCCUCCCUGGGUGAUCCACUUUCCACCAGUGGUAGCCCACAGUCUAACAGCACGAGUGAGGUUCCUGCAAAGUAUGAGUUGUCUAAUUUAGCAGCUGAAGACAGCUCUUCCCCCUCCAGAAUCCAUGGGCUGGACACAGAUCCAGGAAGACCUUCAGAAGAGCCAUGUUUCUCUCUAGCAUCAGCCUUGAAAGAGCUGCACAAACUCCUGGUUAUCAGUCAGAGAGGAGGAUCUGGCUGUGCUGGACUUGCCUCGGGUGCUUCUCCACCACCUGCUUUCCCCGUGGCCGAUGUUGAUCGGAUCCUCAGCGCUGGUUUUACCCCUCGGGAAGCUCUUGAGGCUCUGGAACAAGCAGAUGGAAACACAGAUCUUGCUCUUCUCAUUUUGCUAGCCAAGGGUAUUGUUGUUCCUACCUAA